AUAAUCAGAGUACGUUUGAAAGGAAGAAAUGAUGUAAGAGAGUACUAAUGCAAGAACGUCGUUUUAAACGACAUUAAUGUUCUUUCCUUGUGAGUGAUUAAAUCGCAUGCAUCACACACACAUAGUGACACGAAUUGAAUAUCCGAAAAGUGGACAAAAAAUUAAUCUGAAAUUAACAACCUGUUUUCUUUGUAACUCUAUGUUACAAAUUAUACAAACGGCACAGUUUAAGCAUACAAUGUAAAUUAGAGUACGAAUAACAUUUAAACAGAAGGUACAAUUCGAAUCAAAUACUCAAAAACAGUUGAGAACUUUAUAUCCAUCGUAUUACGUACCCCACAAUUAGAGGCUUCUUCGAUCAUUUAUUCAGAAAGAUACUAAUAUGAUAGCAUAAUAUCAAUUGUCACCUCAAAAGUCAGCUAUAGCAAGCGAAGUUCCUUACAACAAGAUUCAACCAAAUAUCGUUUAUAGAAUGUAAGAGUGCGAAUUUUUUUAUGGAAUUUUCAAGAAAACGGGAUCGGUAUCGCGCACGAGGAUAUCGGUCCCAUCACUAUCCGAUGCACGAUCAUUUUACGGCGGAGGGUGGAGGGAAACCGUCGGCCAUUUUGAUCGUGACGCGCAGCGCGGAGGUCGUGGGCUCCACCAGUGACGAAGCCACUGGAGUUUUGACGUGGCUGCUACGUACCUGCCCGUUUGCCCACUCCGAUUGCAGCAAAGUUGGUGACGAGAAAUACGUAACUGGGUUUAAGGUCCCCAGGCUAUGGAAAGUAUGGUUGAGGAAAAUGGAUCAGCUGUUGACCCAUUAGCUACGGGUUCUCAAGGUGAUGAUGCAGCACCAGCAAUAGCUACAUCGGUACAAUCUCUCAAUAGAACACAUCAGCAGCAAACUCAUCAUCUGGUAGCUUCUACCAGCAUUGUGCAACUGACGCUACCAUCGUCAGGAACAACACAGGUACAGUCUGUUAUACAACCUAAUCAGCAGUCGGUUAUUCAAACUGCAACAAAUAUUCAGCCUGUUGCUAUUUCAAAAGGAAACGUCAUUCUUGUUAGUAAACCUAAUUCUGUUAUCCAAACAGCUCAAGCAAGCUUACAAGCACUUCAGGUCGUCGAGGCUGGUAGUGAUGACAGUUUUUCAGACUCUGAAGAAUCUUCAGAACAGAGAGGAGGUAUUCUUACUAGACGACCAUCUUACAAGAAAAUUCUUAAUGAUUUAGGAGGCGGUGAAAUUACAGACGGUCGAUUGCCCCCCCUAGAAUCAUCUUCUGAGUGUGAUUCUAACGUGGACAGUGAAGUGUCUUCCCACUCUCUUCAUUAUCAGACAGUAAUUCCAGCGGGCACAAUUCAAAUUGCAACCCAGGGAGAAGGUGUUCCAGGAUUACAUACACUGACUAUGAGCAAUGCAGCAACUGCUGGUGGAGCAAUAGUACAGUAUGCGCAAGGACAAGAUACACAAUUCUUUGUCCCAGCCUCUGGCAAUGUUCCAGCUUACACAGGACACGGUGUUGUAGUAGAAGAUGCAGCUAGGAAAAGAGAACUAAGGUUGCUUAAGAAUAGACAAGCAGCGCGGGAAUGUAGAAGGAAAAAAAAAGAAUACAUAAAGUGUUUAGAAAAUCGUGUCGCGAUAUUGGAAAACAGAAAUCAGACAUUAAUAGAGGAACUGAAAUCGUUAAAACAACUAUGCGAGCCGAAAACUGACUGAGGUUGGUGUUCAAUGUUAAGAUCCUGUAUCAAAACCAUUAUCCAACUAAAAAUCUUGUACAUGUCUUCUUUGUGUACAUUAUCCUAAACGUUGUUAGGUAAGCGAUGGUGAUGUACAUGCAUUCUUAUAAAUAAGUGUUUCUGUAACAUAUUGUAUUUAAGUGCGAAUACAAAGGCUUGUGAAACUUGCUAUUACUAAAGCGAGAAGCCAAAGGUAUAUGAAGAUACAAAGGCAGCAAACUUAUAGGCAAUAUUCAGGAAGUCAAUCUAUAUUUUGGAUAAACUUAACAAUCAUAACAAAAAUCAUGUUAAUGUUCAUAUAUUCAAAGUAUAUGUUGAUAAUGUGAAACAACAAACAUAAAUUAAUGUUCAAAGCAUAUUCAUUUAGAUUACAGUGACCGUGUAAUGUUAAAGAGUAUAGAGGUUUUGUUUUAUCUACAGUUUAGGAACAUUUCGAGGAUUAUUUAAAAAGAAAACAACAGAAUACGUUUCCUAGUAGUCAAUUUAUAAACAAGAUAAUUGGACAUUAAUAUGAAUACUUCAGAAAAUCGCCUUAUACACAAUAUUUGCUAACGUAAUUUAGAAACUAUUAGUCAGUCACAGCUGUAAUUUAAAAAUCAGAUAGUUUCCACUGGUAAGAAGAAGUUAUAUUUGUUAUAUUUGACGAAACAGAUGAUGUCUAUAAUCUUUUUUCAAUCUUUAUUUUUUGUACUUGAAGAAGACAGGACCGGUGUAAAGGAAAAAGAAAGAAAGAAUGAACGAAUCUAUUGCAGGUUCAGAAAACUGUAAUGCGUAUGUUAGGUAAGAUUGAAGGUAGUUGUAAAUAGAUCGAAAUUUUACUAAUUUGAUCAUUGUUGCUGUAACAUGUAUGUGUAUAAAAUGUCGCCUCGGUAUAAUUUGUACUGUAGGAAAAUGCUGUAGAGAAAGCACUAAUUGAAAGCGCUCUCAUCUGAUUUUACUUUCUAUCUUAAGAUGCCUCAAGUGCGAAAAACUGAAGAACAGAAUUUGUAAAAUAUGAAUGUAAUAUAUAUAUAUCUGGAGUGCCUUGAAGAUUUCUGUAUACUCGGAAAGUAUACUACUACUACUACACACACACACACACACACACACACAUAGAUACGUAUACGCUCUCGUAUUAAACAUAGACACAUUCACACAUGCAUACAUAUUGUAUGUACGAAAUUAUGUUUUAGGUAAAUAUGGGUACAUAAAAUAUUUUUAAACGAUA
Messenger RNA from Megalopta genalis, 2926 nucleotides. RefSeq names its product Cyclic-AMP response element binding protein B (gene CrebB). The record is from RefSeq and is a predicted model, not a curated record. NCBI's taxonomy places the organism in Eukaryota, Metazoa, Arthropoda, Insecta, Hymenoptera, Halictidae. Gene Ontology annotation, biological process: regulation of transcription by RNA polymerase II. Gene Ontology annotation, cellular component: nucleus; transcription regulator complex. Gene Ontology annotation, molecular function: protein binding; DNA-binding transcription factor activity, RNA polymerase II-specific; RNA polymerase II cis-regulatory region sequence-specific DNA binding.